AGUUCUGGCGUGGGAAGCCACCAUAUAAAAGCCAACGAAACGAAGGUCGAAGGAUAGACGGAGGUUUCUAGGGUUUUAGCUUCUCCACUUCCAAACCCGAAAAGAUGACAAAGAGAACCAAGAAGGCUGGUAUUGUCGGGAAGUAUGGAACCCGAUAUGGUGCUAGUCUGAGGAAGCAGAUUAAGAAGAUGGAGGUCAGUCAGCACAGCAAGUACUUCUGUGAAUUUUGCGGCAAGUAUGCGGUGAAGAGAAAGGCUGUUGGAAUCUGGGGUUGCAAAGACUGCGGCAAAGUGAAAUCUGGAGGUGCCUACACACUCAAUACUGCAAGUGCCGUGACAGUUAGGAGCACCAUCCGAAGGCUCAGGGAGCAGACUGAGAGUUGAAGUUGCAGUGUUAUGUUUUUCUUUUAGCCAUCUGUCUUUUUCUUUCAUGGUGCGAUAUGUAAAACCUAAUCAAGUUUUGAUGAAUUCUCUUAUGUACUUGUAUGCGGAGCUGUAGCGUUGAUUAAGCAUAGUGGGUUUUGAGUAAAUGAUAAUUGCUUCCCUUGAGGUGGUUCUUUGGUUUGAA
Messenger RNA from Rosa rugosa (rugosa rose), 567 nucleotides. Its product is annotated as large ribosomal subunit protein eL43. The coding region runs from base 105 to 383 and encodes 92 amino acids. Gene Ontology annotation, molecular function: structural constituent of ribosome. The transcript is spliced from 5 exons. Lineage: Eukaryota; Viridiplantae; Streptophyta; Magnoliopsida; Rosales; Rosaceae. The record is from RefSeq and is a predicted model, not a curated record. Gene Ontology annotation, biological process: translation. Gene Ontology annotation, cellular component: ribosome.